Molecule: messenger RNA, 3698 nt
Organism: Macrobrachium nipponense
Lineage: Eukaryota; Metazoa; Arthropoda; Malacostraca; Decapoda; Palaemonidae
Product: death-associated protein 1-like
Exons: 3
Coding region: 130-447 (105 amino acids)
Biological process (GO): negative regulation of autophagy; apoptotic signaling pathway; cellular response to amino acid starvation
Molecular function (GO): death domain binding
Source: RefSeq, a predicted model, not a curated record
AGCAGCAGCAGCAGCAGCAUCGUCAACUCAGUCAUCGUCGUUGAAAGAAACGUAGUUGUCAUCAGGUGUAUUUGAGGCUGUGCUUCGGUUCCCGUCGUCUUGUCGGUCAUUUUUUGAUAUUGUUACGCGAUGUCAUCCAACGAGGACGUAGAGAUCAAAGGCGGGCAUCCUCCUGCGUUGAAAGUUGGUGGUGUACGCAUUGCCCAGAAAGCAAAAUUGGAAGAUGGAGUCGCAUCAAAGCCACGGAAGAACAGUGAAAAUGGUGAAGAUGAAUUUAAAAGUCCUCUCAAGGCACCAGUUAUGAUUCAGACGCAGGUUAUGGGGAAACCAGAACGAGACUUUCCUGUAGCAGCAGUAAAACACACACAUGAAAAGCCUGUUCCUACACACGAGACACGUACUGCUCAUAUUUCGAAGCCUUCUCAAAUCCAGCAACCAAGGAAAUAGAUUAUGGCAGCAUAGUACUUCACUCAAGAGCCUGUGGAAUUCUGUAUUAUUUUAAGAAAAAUUUUUUGUGAUGUUUGAAUGUGUCUUGGAUCAGCUGUAUUUUUAAGGAAUACUUGGUAAGUAAUAGAAGCAAUGAUGAUUUGAUGAAGUACAGUAAUGAACAUUACUAAUUAAGUAAGGAAUGAGGCAGUUGCUCUGAUAAUUUCACAGAAGUUAUUUUUCAUUGCUCACGAGAACAGAAAUAAGGGACGUACUAAUUUUGUGGUAAUUGGUUAGUGCCAUGGUACUUCAACCUAACAUUUAGGAAUUUUGCUGUUUUGUUAAGUAUUUGAUAACUAUCAAGGUUAGCUAUCAGUUAUGCAUUGUUUAUUUUGAGAAAUACAGACCACAGAGCUUUUUGUGACUGCAUGGGUCUUGUUUUCUGUAUAUUAUGGUAAAAUGGGUUUUCAAGGAUAUCUUCGUGGGGUUUGUAUAUAACUCGCUCAAAUCAUCAGGGGAUUACAUGUAAAGUUAGAUUGGUUCCAUAGGGCUUAAAAUUAAAAUGUUGCCAUUUGUUCAUGCUUUGUAUUUGGAAUAUAGUUGAAAUCUUUUAUGUCUGACAUUUACAUUGAAGUUAUGCAAAGUUAUAUUUAUAUAGUAUGUUUAGAAAUAUGCUGUGGGCAAGGAAACUCAUGUAGUUUGACAAUUUAACAUGGUUUGUAUUAAGGCUUGCAAUUGUUUUGCUUGAUUAGUAAUAGAGAUAUGGAAUUUUCAAGGUGGAAAAAGUUUUCUUUAGGUGUAGGAUGUUUUGAGAAUAUUUAAAAAGAUUUUAAUGAAAAUAAAACCAAAUAAAAAUUAGCAGAAGUUAAGGCUACAUAAAUAAGUACAGAAGUCAACUUACCUCCUUCAGCUUUUAUACUCUUUAAAUCAUCAUAAAAGUCUGAUGCUUACCAUGAAGUUCUUCUUUAGGUAAUGUUUAAAGUGUUAACAUUAGUGCAUUUUUCAUUACCUACCCACUCUGUUCUCAGUAGAAUUUAUCUGCAUAACACUAGCGAACAUAGAUAUUUUUGUUACCCAUUAAAGUGGCCUUUAGAUGAUACUUGUUAAAAUAUAAGAAUUAACAAAUAUAUGAUGUUGAGUUUUGACAGUUCAUAUAGUUAUAGGAAGUCACAACUGUCGAGUCUUAAGGCAGAAGAUUAUUCGCUUGCUAUGGACAAACUGAAAGUGGAAGACUUGAUUUGGUCUAUAUUUCUUUUACAUUUUAACAAGCCUUAAAAACUCAAGUAAGAAAUGUAUAAUUUGCUUAAUAGAAGUAUCACGUCACUGAAAAGUGAGAUAAAUUUAAAGUGCUUUUAAAUGCUCUGCUUUAAAUUUUUUUCUUUUGUUAAGUUGACAUUUCAUGUUUACUGGCGGAUAUUACUGGUUAAUGGCCUGAGAUCCAAGUUUAAGAUGUAAAAAAUUUAAUGAAGCUUUGCAAUUAUUCAGUUACGAAAUGGACAUCAGAGUACAAAUCUCUUUCAACUACAUAUAACAAAAGUUAUGAAAACUUUAGUAAUAGCAAUAUGUAUGUCUUUCAAAAAACAAAAGUAUUUGGUGCAGUUUUUUAUUUGGUGCAUGUAUCAGAUUGAAAAGUUGUCAGGGCCCUCAGUGUCAGUGGAUACUUAUGAGAUAGUGUUUCAGGUAUCAAUAAUUUAUUUCCCUUUGCAUAUGUGAUGAAUUAGAAGUAGAACUUGUACUUUUAUACUGGAAAGAAAUUCUUUGUGAUUAAAAAUCAGGUUUCAGUAACAAAUAGAAUAUAGGUGUUUUGGCCAUGAAUAAGUGCUCGUCUCUGAAAAUAUCGUUAUGUAAGGUGAGUGAAUGCUGUGAAAACUAGAGGUGAUGCAUAGACUGAAAGUACAUGCAGUUUAUAAUUAUGUCGUCUUUCACAGGGCACAAAAAAGGGAUAGUUCAUUGUCGGUGAGAUAGCUAAUUAUAUUUUAUCUGAAGAGCUAAGUAACUUGUAGGUAGUUCAGAAAAUAUGCAAAGCAAAUUUUCUCCGCUCUUAUUUUAAACUUAUUUUUUCAGUUAAGUUCAAGUUCCUCUACGUUAUACAGAAAAAUGUAUAUUCAUCUAGUAGCUCAAACUUGGGGAUUACACAGUAUGAAAGAUGAUAGUGAGUUCUUUAAGACUUGUGCCCUGGUGAAUGUUUGGGGGUAAAGCUUAAAUAUUUCCACCUUUAUACUGUACCUAUAAGCUUUAUAGUUGUUAAGAAUAGGUAAAUAUAAUGAAAAUUAUGAAAAGUUGCUUCCCUUUUUGGUUAGCAAGAACAAGAAAUGCCAUUAACAUUUGUGCUUCACAGAUUUCAGGUACUGGUACAUUGAAGCCUUACCAAAAUUUAAUUUGUACAAUGUGAAGUUUUAGUAUGUUCUUUUAAGUUCAUACUGCUUUCCAUGUAAAACAAGCAGUUUUGCUUGACAGUAGUUAAUUUACUUUCCACAAGAGGACCACGUUGGUAAAUUUCUUCAUAGCUUUAGCAUUCCAGUUUAUUAUUUGGGAUCAUAAAUGCAUUUCUACAUACAGCUUUCUUUGGGCUUUGUUAGAUUUCCAUAAAUGUAAAAAGGUUGUGGGUGUCAAUUUAAAUAAAUGGAUAAAUAAAAAAAAUCAGUAUAUUUUUAUACAUUAGUUGAAACCUACAAUACUUAUGGAUACUUCAGAGAAGAAAUUGUUCCUUGCAGUCUUGAGUAUGUAUCAGUAUUUUUUUUUAGUUUGGACCAAACAAAAUUACCCCUUUUUUAUUUUCUUAUGUUCCUGAAUGGCAGUAGUACUUAUAAGGUGAAGCAUAUUUGCAAUUGUGGACUAAGCAAUUCCCUUCAGUAGUUUCACUAAUGACUUUUGUAUGUGCAAUUUGCCUAGUCUGGCUUAUAUUAUUUGCUAGUCAUUAAUAAUUUUGUUUGGUUCAUUGCACCUGAGGAUGUCCAUAUUGGUUUUAGAAGUAGACAGGUUUUGAGAACAAUUUCCAGUUGUAGAUUAUUGUAGGGAACAUAAUUUGUUUAAAUUCUUAAGUUGGUUUCAAAAGAAUUGCCAAUGAACUUGUAAUGGAACUAAUAUGAUGGUUGUGGUAAUUAUUUCAUCAUUUCCUUUUGGUAGAGGUUGAGUUAGUGUAUUUUCCUAAAAGUAUUGUAGUAACUUAAAAAAUUGGGUAUAGAUAUUGGUACUAGAGCUGUGUGAUGAGUUUCUAUUUGGUUAAGAAUUUUUAUUCACUGGAAAUCGCUUUAUUAAAAUGCUAAAAAACA